AUGGACCCUCUGUCCCCCAAACGCCCUGGCGAUACCCCGGAACCGCCUCGGAGCAAGAAACGGGCUAAAUACACCCAAGUAGCCUGUAAUGAGUGCAAGCGUCGAAAGCUGAAGUGCAGCGGCGAUUCGGUCUGCACGCGCUGCGCCCGCGAUGAAGUCGAGUGUAUUUAUUCGGGGAAUGCGCCCGCACUGAACCACGUCGGUUAUGCGCCCGAAGAGACGAAAGACGAUGGGUUAUCGACUCGCUUCCGCUCCGUCGAUUCUCAGAUCCAAUCCCUGCAGAGGGAAAUGCGCGCCAUGGCCGCGCGAAUGCGCCAGAUCGAGUCCUCCUCUGUCGCGGGGAGUGCGGCGCCCAGCGUCAUCCCGACCUCCGGGUCGACUGUCUCCUCGGCGUCGAAUACUGCCGGGUUGCAGCGCAUUAUGAACAGGCCGCAGAGUCCUUCGUUUGUGGGCCCGACGAGCGCGGAGUUCGGGCUCACGGGGCGCCAGAAGUCCACGGAUGAUAGCGAUGGCGAUGACCUUGCGUCUACGGCUGCGGCGAGCCCGGCCCCGGCGUCUGAUACCGAAGCCAUGUCGGCGGAUCCGCUGGGGUGUUUGGGGCUUACGGAAGCGUUGCGGUUGGUUACUGUUUAUGAGAAUACGGUCGGCUUGAUGUAUCCGUGUGUGGAUCUGGAUAGUGUCCGGGCUUAUGUGGCUGAGUAUUAUCGCACCGAGGGACGGCCGGGACCGAAUUCUCCGGCGACGAUGGAUCAGGAUUGGUUCUUUGCGCGCGAUGUCGAGGUGCUGAAGGUCAUUCUGGCGACUGCGCUGUUGGCGGAGUCGCAUGGACGCAGCGAGAGGGCGGCGUUUCUGGCUGAUAGUGUGGAGGAUCGGUUUGCAGGACGGGUGAAGAUCGCGGAGGUGGAUAUGAAGGAAUUGCUGAUUUUGACGCUACUGUCCAUCUUCCACUCCUACCGCGACGACGAGGUCAUCUCCUGGCGUACCAUCGGCAUGGCUGUUCGAGGCUCCAUGCAGCUCGGCCUCCAUUGCCAGGAGACCUGGCAGCAAACGGGGGGCGUCUUCCCUGGUGAACUGCAAUGGACCUGGGCCAGUCGGCUCUUCUGGUGUAUUUAUGUGCUGGAUCGCAAAUGGUCGUUUGGCACCGGCUUGCCCUUCGCCAUUCAAGACUCCGACAUGGAUACCAACCUACCUGAACCGGGUACAUCUACACCCUAUCUCACCUGCAUGAUCAACUAUGCGCGAUUGAGCACGAAGAUAUGGGGCCUGGUCGUUGGCUGGCGCAGUCGUCCUCGCUCCGCCACGUCGGACUACUGCUCAUAUCUCGACUUCCAAGUCCAGCAAUGGAUUCAGUCUAUUCCGCGCGAGUUGCGAUUCGAUCCGUCCCAGCGGAAGUCUGAUACCGAUCCGCAGGCGGAUAAUAUGAUGAUGCUCCAGGUGUUACUGGCCCUGCAAGCCAACCAGUUGCGGAUUCUAGUUUACCGACAGAAUCUGCUCACGAACGAAAGCAUCGAAACGAACGUCUCCGGCGCCACCACCGCCGUUGAGAUAGCCAAAAGUACCGUCCACAUGUUGGAUUUCUUCUCCCGCGUGUCCGACAUCUACUUCCAGCGCCCGGAGCCCUUCAACUAUUUCCUUAUAUCGGCGCUGGCGGCCCUUUUCCUGGCUGUCUUGCAUUCUCCGUCGAGAUUCAGCCAGCUCUGUCGUCCGGAGUUCUACGCAGCCGUCGACAUGGUGCGGAAAUCGUCGACGAGGGCGCGUACCUCGCGACGUCUGCAGAAGAUCAUCCGCAGUUUGAAACUGAUCCGAUUGAAUCUGCCCGGCCGGUCGGCGCGAGGGUCUCAGAAUCCCACCAAUCGACGAGGCUCUCAUAUCGGUCACAGAAAUGUCGACUCUGCGCCUCCGACGAUGGUCACCGCGUUUGACACGCCCUCUUCUCAGACGCAUUACCGCCCUCCGCCAACGUCUGGGACAUCUACUCCGCAGGUUCCCUCGUCCAUGUGGUCUUUUUCGCCUCCGAGGACGGUCCCGGAUACCUCGACGAGGCAGGAUACUACCUGCGAGGACCUGACGAGCUUCUUUGAGAUGGCAGGCGGGCUGUACUUUGAUCCGCGGGUGGGAGAACACGAGGAUUUAAUCACCGAUACAGUGGGUGAAGGAUUCGACGCGUUUAAUGCGGAGGACGAAGCGUUGACGAGAGUCAUGGCUGGACUACUUUGA
Molecule: messenger RNA, 2217 nt
Organism: Aspergillus steynii IBT 23096
Lineage: Eukaryota; Fungi; Ascomycota; Eurotiomycetes; Eurotiales; Aspergillaceae
Product: transcription factor domain-containing protein
Exons: 4
Coding region: 1-2217 (738 amino acids)
Biological process (GO): positive regulation of transcription from RNA polymerase II promoter by galactose; DNA-templated transcription
Cellular component (GO): nucleus
Molecular function (GO): DNA-binding transcription factor activity, RNA polymerase II-specific; RNA polymerase II cis-regulatory region sequence-specific DNA binding; zinc ion binding
Source: RefSeq, a predicted model, not a curated record